Molecule: messenger RNA, 1563 nt
Organism: Chrysochloris asiatica (Cape golden mole)
Lineage: Eukaryota; Metazoa; Chordata; Mammalia; Afrosoricida; Chrysochloridae
Gene: DCT
Product: dopachrome tautomerase
Exons: 8
Coding region: 1-1563 (520 amino acids)
Biological process (GO): ventricular zone neuroblast division; developmental pigmentation; melanin biosynthetic process from tyrosine
Cellular component (GO): melanosome
Molecular function (GO): dopachrome isomerase activity; oxidoreductase activity
Source: RefSeq, a predicted model, not a curated record
AUGAAUUCCUUUCAGUGGGGGCUUCUGUUCAGUUGCCUGGGCUGUGGCAUCCUGCCUGCAACCUGGGCUCAGUUCCCCAGGAUCUGCAUGACAACAGGCAGCCUGCUGUCCAAAGAGUGCUGCCCACCACUGGGCACGGAACCGACUAAUAUCUGUGGUUGGCAAGAGGGUCGGGGGCUGUGUGCAGAAGUGCAAGUUGACUCCAGGCCUUGGAGUGGUCCUUACGUCCUGAGGAACCAGGAUGACCGCGAGCAGUGGCCCAAGAAAUUCUUCAACCGGACUUGCAAGUGCACAGGAAACUUUGCUAGCUAUAACUGUGGAGACUGCAAGUUUGGUUGGACUGGUCCCAACUGUAAUCAGAAGAAACCACCCGUUGUUCGGAAAGAUAUCCAUGCCUUGACUCCUGAGGAGAGGGAGCAGUUUUUGGGUGCUUUGGACCUUGCAAAGAAGACCACACACCCUGACUACGUGAUCACCACCCAGCACUGGCUUGGCCUGCUUGGACCCAGUGGAACCCAGCCACAAAUUGCCAACUGCAGUAUUUAUGAUUUUUUUGUGUGGCUCCACUAUUACUCUGUCAGAGAUACAUUAUUAGGACCAGGACGCCCGUACAAGGCCAUAGAUUUCUCACACCAAGGACCUGCCUUUGUUACUUGGCACCGGUACCAUUUGUUAUUGUUAGAAAGGGAUCUCCAGAGACUGACCGGCAAUGAGUCCUUUGCUUUGCCCUACUGGAACUUUGCUACUGGGAGAAAUGAGUGCGAUGUGUGUACAGACCAGCUAUUCGGGGCAGCCAGACAAGAUGAGCCAACUUUGAUUAGUCAGAGCUCAAGAUUCUCCAGCUGGGAAAUUGUCUGCGAUAGCCUGGAUGACUAUAACCGCCGGGUCACCCUGUGUAAUGGAACCUAUGAAGGUUUGUUGAGAAGAAAUCAAGUGGGAAGAGAAGAUGGGAAGUUGCCAAGCUUAAAAGACGUACAAGAUUGUCUGUCCCUCAAUAAGUUUGACAAUCCUCCUUUUUUCCAGAACUCUAACUUCAGCUUCAGGAAUGCCCUGGAAGGGUUUGAGAAAGCAGAUGGGACUCUGGAUUCUCAAAUGGUGAACCUUCAUAAUUUAGUCCAUUUCUUCCUGAACGGGACAAAUGCUUUGCCACAUUCAGCUGCCAAUGAUCCUGUUUUUGUGGUCCUUCAUUCCUUUACUGAUGCCAUUUUUGAUGAGUGGAUGAAAAGAUUUACGCCUGAUGUUGAUGCCUGGCCUCAGGAGUUGGCACCAAUUGGUCACAAUCGGAUGUAUAACAUGGUUCCUUUCUUCCCCCCAGUAACUAAUGAGGAACUCUUUCUAACAGCAGACCAACUUGGCUACAACUACGCCAUUGACUUGACAGCCGCAGAAACAGAAGAAAUUCCCGGUUGGACCCUAACUUUCUUGGUAGUUAUAGGAGUGUUGAUGGCUUUGGUUGGUGUCUUUGUGUUGCUCUUUCUUCUUCAGUAUAGAAGACAUCGCAGAGGUUAUACACCCCUAAUGGAGACACAACUAAGCAACAAGAGAUACAUGGAAGAAGCCUAG